Neohortaea acidophila is the source of this 855-nucleotide messenger RNA. RefSeq names its product carbonic anhydrase. NCBI's taxonomy places the organism in Eukaryota, Fungi, Ascomycota, Dothideomycetes, Mycosphaerellales, Teratosphaeriaceae. The transcript is spliced from 3 exons. Bases 127 to 768 code for a protein of 213 amino acids. The record is from RefSeq and is a predicted model, not a curated record. Gene Ontology annotation, cellular component: cytoplasm. Gene Ontology annotation, biological process: cellular response to carbon dioxide; cellular response to oxidative stress; carbon utilization. Gene Ontology annotation, molecular function: carbonate dehydratase activity; zinc ion binding.
UACUUCGGCGACUCGAGAUAGCUCGAAGGUGAGAGGGAAAAUGGAGAGGUUCAGGCAUGGUGACAGAACCCUCUCUCCCUCCCCAUCAACAAGCGAUUGGCCAGAGUCUGCUGGAUUGUAAAGCCAAUGGCGUCGUCCACCUCCCAAAGCGCGAUCGCACCCUUCCUCGACGGCAACAAGAAAUGGGCACAGUCCUUCGCCGAGUCAGACGGUGACCUGCUGUCCAAAUUCCCCACCUGGCAGGCACCGCCCAUCCUCUGGCUAGGCUGCUCCGACUCCCGUCAACCCGAGACGACCAUUCUCGGCGCCAAACCGGGCACCUGCUUUGUGCACCGCAACAUUGCCAAUGUCAUUACUGCCACCGACUUGUCCGCGACGGCGGUGAUUGAGUAUGCGGUGAAUGCGCUGCAGGUCAAGCAUAUCAUCUUGUGUGGACAUACGGGGUGUGGAGGGUGCAAGGCGUCGCUGGGCAAUGCAAAAGUCGGCAAGAUUGAUACUUGGCUCAUGCCAUUGCGACAACUGAGGCUGAAACAUGCCGCGGAACUGCAAGCCCUGGAAUGGGAGCAGCGAUGGACGCGAUUCUCCGAGCUGAAUGUCAUGAACGGCGUCGAAGUGCUCCGACAGAACCCCGAUGUGAUUGCAGCGAUCAAGAGCAGAGGCUUGACGGUACACGGAGUCAUCUACGAUCUGGGUACGGGCGUGCUCAAGGAAUUGGACAUUCCCGUGAAAGACGACGAGAACAGAGCAUGGGCAUUCGAGACGGCAUAGAAGCCUGUAGACUGUAGAUAUGAGGAGACCAUGUGUCGCGAGUCAGUGUCGUGUCCGCCGGCCAAUUUGGCCGCUUCAGCGCAGCCG